GCUUUUAACGUCCACGAUAGAGGAUCCUUUAAUAAAAGAUCGCUUAUUUGUGCGUUGCAAUAACUCUCUAAUAAUCAUAAUAUCAGUUUCUUUAAGUUCUUGUUUUAGCAGUAUAUAAAUGGAUAAACAGAAGCAAAAAGUAUCAUUUACUAAUGAAAUAUCUCGUAUGAUGUUUGGAUUUGGUGAUAGCUACAGUCCAAAUCCAGAAACAGUUCAGUUGGUUGAAAACAUAACUUUGGGACAACUUCGAGUUAUAGUUCGAGAAGCAUUGAAGUAUUCUGCUGAUGGAAAAACUUUAAAAGGAGAAGAAUUAAUUUUUUUAAUGAGGCAUAACAAACACAAAAUGCGAAGGUUUGUCAAAUAUUUGCACAACAAAGUAUACAGAAGUUUGCAACACAAUAAUAUAGGAAAUGUGAACAUUGAUGUUAAACCUAAAGGUUAUUUAAUUCAAUUCAUAGAAAAAAUUGAUGAAACUGGUGAAUUUACAGAUCUAACAGAAAUGGAUGAAGUAAAAUAUGAAAGAGAAUUGAGAGCUGAUAGAAUCUCACAAGCGUUAAAUGAAGAACAAUAUUUAGAGUUCUGUAAAGCACGUACAACAUCUUUUUGUAGUAAGCAUAUCACUAUGAGAAACUUAGAUAAGUUGAAAGCGUGGAUUGAUCCUGAUUUAAAUAGUCAAAUCAUAUAUCGAUUUGAAGCUAUGGAAGUCUUAGCAUAUUUAGCUUAUCAAACAGUUGCUGAAAUUGUGGAUUAUGCAUUGUUAGUCAGAAUGGAUUCUUCUAGCGGUCAUGACCCAUUGAAAUCCUUAGUUGGCUCUUAUUACUCUGCUACUAUGUUUAGUUAUGCUCAGAAAUUUGGGGCGUCAAACUUGGACCAUAGUAGAGUAUACAAUGGUCAGCCUGCAAUAACUGUCAGUGAAAUUAAAGAAGUUAUGAGAAGAGUAAAAUCUCCCCAAUCUGGAUUUUUGAGUUUUGGAGGAAAACGGCCAGAAACUCAUUUUUGUUUUGCUCUAUAGAUGAUUCUUAACUGUUUUAAAUCAGUACCAUCAUCAGUAUAUUGUAUACUUUGUUAUUUAUUGUGAAUUGAUUUUACAAUUGAAAAAUUUUUUAUCACAAUCAUUUGUAAAUUUAAAUAAAGACUAAUUUUUAA
Harmonia axyridis is the source of this 1146-nucleotide messenger RNA. It is a transcript of the gene Spt3, whose product is annotated as transcription initiation protein SPT3 homolog. Bases 119 to 1012 code for a protein of 297 amino acids. The record is from RefSeq and is a predicted model, not a curated record. Gene Ontology annotation, biological process: transcription by RNA polymerase II. NCBI's taxonomy places the organism in Eukaryota, Metazoa, Arthropoda, Insecta, Coleoptera, Coccinellidae. The transcript has a single exon. Gene Ontology annotation, molecular function: protein heterodimerization activity; transcription coactivator activity.